UAACACUAAAGGCAGACACUAACAGCUGCAUCAGCUGCAACUACCAUGGCUGUCUCUGAUAACUAUCCAUUGCGCUUGGUCCUCUUGGGCAAGACAGGGGUUGGCAAAAGUGCCACAGGAAACACCAUUCUGGGUGAGAAGCUAUUUGUGUCUGACAUAAGAGCCACAUCUGUUACAAAGGAAUGCACAUCUAAAACAAAAGUAAUCAACGAACGAAGUAUUACAAUCAUUGACACACCUGGUUUAUACGACACAACACUGACUUCUGAUUUCAUUGUAAAAGAGACUGUGAGAGGCAUGCAGCUAAUAGCUCCCGGUCCUCAUGCUUUUCUUCUUCUGCUUGAUGUGAGGCGUCACACUGAAGAGGAGAGAAACACUGUCAAGAAAUUUCAAGAAAUCUUUGGUGGUGAUGUGUGCAAGCAUAUGAUUGUGGUGUUCACUCAUGGAGAUGAUCUUGAGUUUGACAAUAAAACCAUAGACCAAUACAUCAAUGAGGCUGGGCCUCACCUUCAGGACCUGAUAUCUUCAUGCAAACAGAGGUGCCAUGUGUUUAACAACAGGUCAAAGGACUACACCCAGAUAGAUGAAUUCCUGAAGAAAGUUUACAAGAUGCUGAGUGAAAACAAUCACAGUUACUAUAGCUAUGAACUGUUUAAAUAUGCGCAGGAGCUCAAAGAGGCAAAAGAGAAUGAAAGACAAAGGGAACGAAGAUUGGCAGAAUUGGAGAAACAAGUGCGGAAACUGCAAAAAAAAAGCAACUUAUGCAUUAUACAAUAGUGGAGAAUGUAUGAUAUCUUCUAUUAUGAGUGUCUUACUGUCUAAAUUUCAUACAGCGUACUGUAUAUUAUAAUGUGGUAUAUUCUAAAUGUGGGGAGUUUUGUAGAGCAUGUAUAUUGUUUAUCUAGAAUUAAGGGAGGAAUUCUGAAUGUUUCAGGUCAACUGAAAAAAGUAGAGAGUCUUUUAAUGCCGUAAAUGUAUGUAUGUCAUGUAGCAUAAUGUAUAUUGUAAUGUGGUAUAAUCUAUACAAAAAUAGCACACCUACAACCCAAAAGGUAGUUUAAGAUGUGUUAAGCUGUUUCAAAGAGGAAAGUACUGAUAAUUUUGAAGGAUUUUUCUGUCAAAUGUUAAUUCUGGUGUCAAAUAAAUAAAUCAUUUAAU
Pangasianodon hypophthalmus (striped catfish) is the source of this 1158-nucleotide messenger RNA. RefSeq names its product GTPase IMAP family member 7. NCBI's taxonomy places the organism in Eukaryota, Metazoa, Chordata, Actinopteri, Siluriformes, Pangasiidae. Gene Ontology annotation, molecular function: GTP binding. The record is from RefSeq and is a predicted model, not a curated record. The transcript is spliced from 2 exons. Bases 46 to 777 code for a protein of 243 amino acids.